Messenger RNA from Drosophila takahashii, 1757 nucleotides. The record is from RefSeq and is a predicted model, not a curated record. Lineage: Eukaryota; Metazoa; Arthropoda; Insecta; Diptera; Drosophilidae.
UGGAUACACAGCGUUUGUUUUUACGCGAGGGGGAGGAAAAUCUGCUGUACUUUUGUGCAAUUUAAACAAACCAAAUAGGCAUUGCAGCCGAUGGAAGUGGACUCUGCAUCUCUCCAGCAGCACUAGGCAUCCCCUCCAGCCCGAUGCAGGCAGUGCGGGCCAGUCAGUAGGCCGGGAGAGCAAUCGACAGCGACAUCGACAUCUUUCAACCGCAGAUUCGCAGCUGCUGCUGUUUUGGAGUAGAGUGGCUAAAAUAAACCAGAGCACUCAGAUCCCGAUCCCCGCCGACUAUCCGACCACUCGAGAGCAGCAGCCCCAUUGUUCGGAGAUCGCCCGGCCAGAUCCCGCGCAGCGUUCUAAAAAUGGAGUGGACGCGCGAGAAGACCCUGCUGCUGAUCGCUGAGUACCGCAGCCGCCGCGGCCUGUGGGACAUGACGUGCGACGAGUACCGGAAGAAGGACGUCAAGCAGCGGCUCUUGAACGAAGUCAGCCAGGUGCUGGGCGGGAAUAUACCCGUCAACGAGCUGGAGAAGAAGUUCCACACGCUGCGCACGCAGUACCAUCGCGAGAUCAGUCGCAUGAAGCGCAAGGAGCCCUACAACUCCAAGUGGUUUGGCUUCAAGAACCUGGUCUUUCUCAGCUCCCCCUACGCCUGCCGCUCCACCAAGGGUCGCCUGAAGACCGAUCUGCAGGGCGACGAGCGCAAGUUUGCCCUGGGCGAGGUCUCCGCCGAUCAACACAGCGAUAGCAGCACCAAUCCGGCCAACCAAAGUAGUAGUAAUACCAACAUGAACGAGGAUUAUCUACGCAAGAGCCACGCCAGCAGUCGGGCCCAGGAGCUGGAGAAGCUGAUCGAGGAGACAACCAAAGACGUGGACGACAUCGAUGAGCCGGAGGAGCUGGAGGAGGGCGAGGUCAAGCCGAAGCAGCAAUCUAAAGAACUAAGCGUGCGCUUUGUGAGUCUCGCCGAGCCGGAGGAGACGGAGAAUCCGCUGGAGAAUCACCACCACCAGACGCUGAUAGACCUGCACCACCACCAUCACCCGGAGGCCGUGAGCUUUCAGGCCAACGAGAGCGGCGAGCUGCACUACCAGUCAACUCCAGCACAGCCCACGCGAAUCAUCAAGAUCCAGCGAAGGGAGACGGCUGGCGGGCAGGAUGAUAGCUACUUCGAGGAGCACACACAACUCCAUCCGCCGGCGGUGAAGCGUAUGUACUACGAGGCCAGUCCAGCAAACACCUCCAUUCUUUCGCCGGCACUGGAGGCCACUGCAAAUGGCACAACCACUUCUUCAGCCGGUGGCAUAACCAUGAGUAAUCUGCGGCUGCCCAAGGUGAACACGCCGCCGAAACCGGCACAAGCCAUCCCCAGUCCUCCUCCGCCUCCUCCGUCUGCCACCAUUGUCAGCCUGCCGGCGGCGCGCGAUGAGUUCGCCACGUACGGAGAGUAUGUGGCCAACGAGAUGCGCGCCAUCAGCAAUCGGGAGGUGCUCGUCGCCCUGAAACAUCGCAUCAACACGGCCAUCUUCGAGGCCAACAUGGCCGAGAUAUCCCCGAAAUAGAUUGAUUAACUACAACUUUAGGUUUAAGGCUGAAAAUGUAAAAUGUAAUGUGUCCUCUUGUCUUUUUGUCUUGUGUGUUUUUCUGUAGGUCGCGUCCCCUUGUCACUUGCAUUCUCGUUUCAAUUUGUACAUUUAACGUAUGUAUGUGUAUGUAACGAUUUAAAUACUUAAGCCAAAUAUAAAAUUUAGUGGAAU